AAACUGGUAAUUAAUGAUUUUCUAGCUAACUUAUCUAAUUGAUACAUAUUGUCCAGAUAAAUCACACGCGUGUCGCAAAAUGACACAAAUAAAUUCGUUGCAAUUAAAUUUAGUUUUUUGGCAAAGAUUAUUAAGAUUUUUGAGAUAAUUCCCUGGCAUUUUCCUAACAAAAGCCCCAUCUAAUCGACUAUUUGUUUCAUAUAAUAAUUCGAAGUGCUGGCGUGAAGUUAUUGUAUAGUUUUUAGAUAAUCGACCUAACAUAAUGUUGAAACUGAAAUACAACUACCUCUAUGGAAGAAAUUUAGUAUAUUAUCCUGAUAUUAACAAUUAUUAUGAUGAUUUAUUAGGAAUAAACUGGUCAGCUAGAUCAGUUUACUGGAUAAAGCAAUACUGGCCUAGACACAUGUCAAAUUUGUGGCCUACUGAAUAUAACUUAAGGAAACUUAGGAGAAACGAGACGAGACAAGAUGAGACGAGACAAGACGAGACUAGAGAAAGGCUCUUUCGAGCGAGAGAAGUGCCUUCUCGUCGAGACGAGAGAACACUUUUCUCUCGCCCUACGAGACGAGAGAGGCAUCUCUCUCGUCUCGUCUCGUUUCGCGGCAUCACUUAUAUACGCGAAAAUUAUCUACAUCUGAAUUUGACAAACUAA
Molecule: messenger RNA, 652 nt
Organism: Psylliodes chrysocephalus
Lineage: Eukaryota; Metazoa; Arthropoda; Insecta; Coleoptera; Chrysomelidae
Source: the annotation of a GenBank genome assembly